Molecule: messenger RNA, 1416 nt
Organism: Porites lobata
Lineage: Eukaryota; Metazoa; Cnidaria; Anthozoa; Scleractinia; Poritidae
Source: the annotation of a GenBank genome assembly
AUGCAGGGUAUACAAGGUAUACAGGGUAUACAGGGUAUACAGGGUAUACAUGAGUAUACAGGGUAUACAGGGUAUACAGGGUAUACAGGGUAUACAGGGUAUACAGGGUAUACAAGGUAUACAGGGUAUACAAGGUAUACAGGGUAUACAUGAAUAUACAGGGUAUACAGGAUCUACAGGGUAUACAGGGUAUACAUCAGUAUACAGGGUAUACAUGAGUAUACAGGGUAUACAGGGUAUACAUGGGUAUACAGGGUAUACAUGGGUAUACAGACAAUACAGGGUAUACAUAGGUAUACAGGGUAUACAUGGGUAUACAGGGGGUAUACAUACAUACAUACAGGGUAUACAGGGUAUACAGGGGUAUACAGGGCAUAUACAUACAGGUAUACAGGGGUAUACAGGGUAUACAGGGUAUACAGGGUAUACAGGGUAUACAGGGUAUACAGGGUAUACAGGGUAUACAGGGUAUACAGGGUAUACAUAGGUAUACAGGGUAUACAGGGUAUACAGGGUAUACAGCGUAUACAUAGGUAUACAGGGUAUACAGGGUAUACAUAGGUAUACAGGGUAUACAGGGUAUACAGGGUAUACAUAGGUAUACAGGGUAUACAUGGGUAUACAGGGUAUACAGGGUAUACAGGGUAUACAUAGGUAUACAGGGUAUACAGGGUAUACAUAGGUAUACAGGGUAUACAGGGUAUACAGGGUAUACAGGGUAUACAGAGUAUACAGGGUAUACAGGGUAUACAGGGUAUACAGGGUAUACAGGGUAUACAGGGUAUACAGGGUAUACAGGGUAUACAGGGUAUACAGGGUAUACAGGGUAUACAGGGUAUACAGAGUAUACAGGGUAUACAUGGUAUACAUAGGUAUACAGGGUAUACAUAGGUAUACAGGGUAUACAGGGUAUACAUAAGUAUACAGGGUAUACAUGGGUAUACAGGGUAUACAGGGUAUACAGGGUAUACAGGGUAUACAGGUAUACAGGGUAUACAGGGUAUACAUGGGUAUACAGGGUAUACAGGGUAUACAUAGGUAUACAGGGUAUACACAUGGUACAUAUAUACAGGGUAUACAGGGUAUACAGGGUAUACAGGGUAUACAGGGUAUACAUAGGGUAUACAGGGUAUACAGGGUAUACAGGGUAUACAGGGCAUACAGGGUAUACAGGGUAUACAGGUAUACAUGGGUAUACAGGGUAUACAGGGUAUACAGGGUAUACAGGGUAUACAGGGUAUACAGGGUAUACAGGGUAUACAUAGGUAUACAGGGUAUACAGGGUAUACAUAUAGGUAUACAGGGUAUACAGGGUAUACAGGGUAUACAGGGUAUACAGGGCAUACAGGGUAUACAGGGUAUACAGGGUAUACAGGGUAUACAGGGUAUACAGGGUAUACAGGGUAUACAGGGUAU